CGAGAGGCCCAGGCCUGGCUCGAAGGAUUAUGAAUCCCCGGAAACUCUUCAUCCUCAUCUACAAGGGCGACCCCCUCGACUACACCGAGUACCGCCAUACGGCCUUAUAUUUCCAGUUUGCCGCGCAGGUACGAAGUGUCAUGCAUAUCCUGGGUACGCAGGGUCUUUACAAGUUCGUCGAGUACCUGGGCGCUGACCCCAUGGAAAUCGGGGACCUGGUGCGCGUCGUCCCGGUCACGGAGAUCUCGGGCGACGUCGACGAUGAGGAGGCUAUCCGGGAGACGGUGUCGCGGACCCCCGUGCGCAAUGGGUAUAUGGAUCUGGAGUGGAACUGCCAGCACUGGGUGGGGGAUGCCCUGGGGAGGUUGGUCGAGAGGGGGUGGGUGACUGAGGCGGAGCGGGCGGAGGCCAUCGAUAAGAUGACCGAUGCUUGUUUGGAGGCCCAGGAUGACCAGGCGCUGUCGGCUCAGUGAUGGUCGGAGGCUGGGGGGGAAGAAAUUAGGGACGCGGGCCGUCUGAGUGCACAUUCCGUUCAGGUAUCGAUUGACUUUGACAUUCAUGGGGAUGGUUAUCUCGCGGGCGAGUGAUCAUACUUCGGUUCCCCGGCUCCCCGGCUCGCGUCCCCGGAAGGGGUUAGAUUGGACGACACGGCAGCAUUUCAACACCGACUCCCAAUGCCAUGAUGCCUAAUGUGAUGCAGGUCUGCGGGAGGUGAACUUACCGAAAGAACGGUGUCGGAUCUGUGACGGCAUUCCAUGAUGAACCUUAUCGGUCAUUGACGCUCUUGCGACAAUAAGCCCACCAACCGUGGCGCCAGAAGGCUUGAUCACGACAAUGAUUUGGCGCAGAGUUGUGUAUAUAUAUGCUAGAAAAUGCACGGCUAUGCGCGCAUGGCGCAUUGCUGAUCCGAGAUCAUGC
Molecule: messenger RNA, 918 nt
Organism: Aspergillus heteromorphus CBS 117.55
Lineage: Eukaryota; Fungi; Ascomycota; Eurotiomycetes; Eurotiales; Aspergillaceae
Exons: 1
Coding region: 30-473 (147 amino acids)
Source: RefSeq, a predicted model, not a curated record